Messenger RNA from Sphaeroforma arctica JP610, 389 nucleotides. RefSeq lists its product as hypothetical. The record is from RefSeq and is a predicted model, not a curated record. NCBI's taxonomy places the organism in Eukaryota, Ichthyosporea, Ichthyophonida. The transcript has 4 exons. The annotation marks the transcript as partial.
AAGACCUGAAAUAUAGUGACAUCACCGUAGUCUUUGCCCAUCGGGAGAUCACAGUUAACCAAUAUCAUGUGCUGGGACAGUGCACAAUUAAUCUAGGAAGCCUGCUGCAGGACGAGUAUGCAUAUGACAAAGUCCAUCACAUCGAUCUACCGAUUCUAAAAUACAGCAACAAGAGGGGUACCAUGCGGUGCAGUCUGGUGCUGAACAAGAGUGCUAGCCAGUGGAAGAACUCAUACGGAGAGGUUAUCAAAAACCGCAAGCAGAAGAAAACAGAGCGGAUGAAGGCUGCCAAGAAAGAGCCUGAGAGCAAGGCUAGUGCUAAGGAUAGCAAGGGGAAACAGGCGGUGCAUAGGGGGACGCAUAUUUCAAAGGACCUUGUAAUAUCCUGA